AUGUCUAACGUGGUUUGUCUUAUUGAUAACGCGAAAUUGCAUUGCAUAUUCGACUCGACUCGCAUAAAUUAUUUUACCGUUUUUAGUUAUUUAUGUCAUUUUAUGCUGGUAGUGUUAUUGUAUUUCAGGUAUUUUCAUCUACAAAAUUUGCAUGAGAAAAGAAGAGAAAUUGGCAAAGAAAACGCAAGGAAACAGAAAAUAACAGAAGAGUUGAAGAAAAUCUGCACACCGAAGGCUGUCAUGUGGCCCUCGCCUCGCAACUUAAAGUCGUGGAUCCCGCCACGCUUUCUGUGGCCACCGCCACAAGCUCCUAAAGGCAAGCCCAGGUAUCUUGUUUCUCUCCCACGUCAGAGCACGAAAACGAGUUGGCCCUAUUUUUUCUCCGCAAGACCAGGCCUCCCUGAAACUUCUCCAUGA
Molecule: messenger RNA, 417 nt
Organism: Vicia faba (fava bean)
Lineage: Eukaryota; Viridiplantae; Streptophyta; Magnoliopsida; Fabales; Fabaceae
Source: the annotation of a GenBank genome assembly